This is a messenger RNA of Entrophospora sp. SA101, 702 nucleotides long. NCBI's taxonomy places the organism in Eukaryota, Fungi, Glomeromycota, Glomeromycetes, Entrophosporales, Entrophosporaceae. The record is from the annotation of a GenBank genome assembly.
AUGACUUCUACAUCUUCGUUUAGAUCUAAAAAACUAUACGGUAAACUACCGUCACAUCAAACUCAAUCUUCUAAAUCAUCAUAUGAAAGAAGGCUGCCAUCAUCUUUAUCACAUAGAAAUGAUUCUUCCUCAUACAGUCCAUAUUCUCGAACAAGUAAUAACAACAAUAACAACAGCAGUAAUAAUGCAUUACCGCCACCAUCACCAACGCAUAAUAACAAUUCAUCAUAUUCAAGGAAUGAAAGUCAUCAUUAUCAACAACAACACCACAAUCAUUAUUCUUAUCAUCAUCGUUCAACAUCCUCUUCUUAUUCCUCCUCCUCCAUUUACCAUGGAUCUUCUUCAUAUCCAUCAGAACAACCAUCACAACCAUCACAACCAUCACUACAACCCAAUAAUACAUCAACUGUCAGUAGUUCUUUAAAUGUUAAUCACUCUCCACAAAAAACUUUAUUUGAAACACCUACAAAACCUAUUCAAAUUCCUGUAUUUGCUCCAACAUAUGAAGAAACUAGUGUUAGAAAAUCACAAAUAGAUCUUGAUAAAGCAAGUUGGGAAUUGAAGAAAGUCAUUCAUCAAACUGCUUUGGCAACUAGACAAAUCGAAAUACUUUUCUCUAACAACGAAAAAGAAGUUGAAGCUUUAAAUAAAUUAGCAGAAAAAGAAAUUGCUGUAAACAAAGGUGAAUUUAGAUUAAAAUAA